Molecule: messenger RNA, 1456 nt
Organism: Rhodamnia argentea
Lineage: Eukaryota; Viridiplantae; Streptophyta; Magnoliopsida; Myrtales; Myrtaceae
Product: protein IN CHLOROPLAST ATPASE BIOGENESIS, chloroplastic-like
Exons: 11
Coding region: 79-1161 (360 amino acids)
Source: RefSeq, a predicted model, not a curated record
ACUUGUAAAUACGAUCAAACCCACCUGAAAAGCUCCAAAAGAUGCCCCACCAGCAACAAAGAAAGUAGCCGGAGGAAAAUGCUGUGCAGAGCUUCACGCGCCGCCUCCCGCCGCCCUCCGCUCCUCCUCCGCGGCGGAGCAUCGAGGCUUCGCAGCUGCUCCUCUGUUUCUUCUUCAGCUCCAGAUGAUCCAGUGCCUAUUCCAGCCGCCAAUACUGGAUGUUGUUGCGGUCACUCAGAUCAUAUGGGCUUCAUCAGAGACGUAGCUGCGACUCAGCCUCCCAAACUCUUGCCUCAACUACUGCAAGUGCUUCAGGAGAGAGUAGGCGAAACGAUAAUUUCACCUGGAUCCAGGAAAGGGAUGGUUCCCCUUGCCAUUCCUUUAGCAAAAAGUUGCUCAGGGGCUAUUACUGCACUGCUAAGAUGGCCCACAGCUCCAUCUGGUAUGGAGAUGCCUGUGGUUGACGUUGACAAGCAUGGAGUGUAUCUAUUAGCUAAAUCUGUAGAUCAGUUUAUUCAUAGAAUUCUCCUUGAAGAAGAUACCCUUGGUUCUCUGGAUGCAAGCAACAAGCUACUUCAUGCUUCAGCUGGUGCUAGAAGAAGACUUUACAAAGAAGGGGAGUUCACUAAGUCCAAAAUCUCAAAUCUUGAUAUUUAUCUCCUCAAAAAGGUUGGUUUAUUUCCAGAUAUCUUGGAACGCAAAGCAAUGAACCACUUUGAGAAUGGAGACGAUGUUUCGGCACUGGUCACCGCAGAGUUCUACACGAAGAAGGAAAACUUUCCAGGAUUUGCUCGGCCUUUUGUUUUCAACGCAGUACUUUUACAGAAGGUUGGCCAUUUCCUCGAAGCCAAAGACGCUGCAAGAGGGGCUCUAAAACUGCCAUGGUGGACACUGGGUUGUAAAUAUGAGGAUGUUGCUGAGAUAGCAGAAUGGGAGGAUGAGCAAAUUGAACGCAUUAAAGAGAAAAUCACAGAAAGAGGUAGGGAAGAGGACCUGAUGAAGGGAAAGCCACCUGCCCAGAUUGCAUUGGAUGAAGCUGCUUUUUUGAUGGACUUAGCUUCAGUGAAGGGGACUUGGGAUGAUUCUGUGGAUAGGAUAGGGAAAUGUUAUGAAGAGGCUGGACUCCCCGACAUCGCACAAUUUGUACGAUACCAAGAGUGAGCAUAAAGCCAGGGAGGUUAUUACUCAUCUGAAACAUAGUUUAAUUAGUGUGUACUGUCAUUGCCAACUAUCCUCAAUAUAGAACAGAAAAGUACUCGAUCCUAGAACUUUGGUUUUUUGGUGUUGCUGCAUUUACUACAUUUCCUUCUGGAAUGGAUUUCUUUUUGGCAAUUGCCUAGUAAUACUAUUAAGGUAUAAAUUUAGAUGCACUUUGCUCAGAACCAUGAUAAAACCUUCUAGGAGUACAAAGAUCUGUUGUAAUAGCUCAUUUUUUGUCGUCGUGAUCAUGCAGCAA